Messenger RNA from Babesia bovis T2Bo, 3724 nucleotides. RefSeq names its product structural maintenance of chromosome (smc) family protein. The transcript has a single exon. Gene Ontology annotation, biological process: chromosome organization. The coding region runs from base 36 to 3677 and encodes 1213 amino acids. NCBI's taxonomy places the organism in Eukaryota, Apicomplexa, Aconoidasida, Piroplasmida, Babesiidae. The record is from RefSeq and is a predicted model, not a curated record. Gene Ontology annotation, cellular component: chromosome. Gene Ontology annotation, molecular function: protein binding; ATP hydrolysis activity; ATP binding.
AGGUAUCGUGUUAUCAUUUCUCGUGUUAAUAUAGAAUGCACAUCGAAUCGAUUAUUCUGGAUGGAUUUAAGAGUUAUUCCACUCGCACUGUCAUUGGUCCUCUUGACCCGCAUUUUAAUGCUGUCACAGGUCUCAAUGGAUCCGGUAAGUCCAAUGUUCUUGACAGUUUAUGCUUUUGUUUGGGUAUAGCUGACUUGAGUUGUGUACGAGCUAAUAAGUUGGAUGAUUUGAUAUAUAAGCAAGGUCAAGCUGGCAUUACUAAGGCCACUGUGACUGUAGUUCUGAACAACCGUCGUCAGCCUAGUCCUUUACCGGAUGCUUAUCGCAAGAUGCCUGAAGUGACUAUAACUCGCCAAAUUGCUCUUGGUGGUCGUAAUCGUUACUUUCUUAAUGGUCAUCCCUCAACACCCAAGGCCAUUGCUGAGUUCUUCCAGUGUGCUCGUAUGAAUGUGAACAAUCCUCGUUUUUUGAUUAUGCAGGGUCGUGUUACUAAAGUGGUGAAUAUGAAGCCAAAGGAGCUGCUAGCAUUAAUUGAGGAGGCAUCGGGUACUCGCAUUUAUGAAAGUAAGCGUGCUGCUGCUAUGCGUCUUAUUGAGCGCAAGAACCAGAAGUUAGAGGAGAUUGGAAAGAUACUACGUGAGGAGAUAGAGCCCCAAACGUUACGUUUGAAGCAGGACUGUGAGGAUUAUUUACGUUGGAGCAACAUUCAGGAUGAGGUUUCAAGGCUUGAGCGUUUUGACGUGGCUCACCGUUACUGGGUUGCUAAGGAGCGUGUUGAACAUUGCAUGAAUCAUGAAGAGGGUGUAGUUGCUGAGAAGACUGCUAUUCAACAGGAUUUACAGUCUCUCGAGGAACGUAUAAGCCUGCUGGAGUCGCAAUUUAAUGAGCGUCGUCGUCAAUUAGAAGUGGGUAAUGGACCUGUUGCUGACGCUCAGCGCAACCGUGAUGCCAUAGCAUCUGAGAUCGGUGAAAUGGAAUCUGAAUUAACGUUAUUGCAUCGUGACCUAGAGGAGUUACAGAGCUGCACUAAUGAUAUACGUAUAGAGAUCGACAAUGCCACUCGGGAGCUUAAUGAGCGUGUUGAAUCUUCUAAAACUGAUGCCGAUAAGGUCAAGAGUUUGACUGAUAAGUUAAAGCGAAGUAAGCUCGAGGUUACUGAGCUUGAGACUGCCUUGGGUCUGGCUACAUCAGCGCCUGGUGGUCACAACGACACUGGCGGUGGUUCUCGUCAACAUCAGUUAAAGGACAUGAAAUCUGAGUUAUCACGUCUUGAGGCUGAGGAAAUUGCUUUAUCUAAUUUUAUAAGUCACAGUGAAGUUGAGAUUGCAGAACAACGACGUGUUGCUUCUAGUAUGGACUCUGAGAUGCGUGAGUUUGAACGUAGACGCCAUGAAGCAGAAUCACAUCGUGACGGUAUAUACCGUCGUCUGGAGGAGGCCAAAUCAUCACUAGAUUCGUUAGGUGGUAUAGAGGUAGUUUCCAGUUUAGAACGUCGAUUACGUGAAGUUCGUGAUAAGCGUGACCGCACCGCGGAGAGUGCUAGUGUCUUGGAGGCUGAUUUGAACCGUUCACGAACACGCGUUAGGGUACCUGACCAUUUAGGUCAAAUGUCGUCAUCUGAUUUAACAGCUCCAUAUUAUGGCCAAGCUUUUGAACUUGUUCAUCUAAGGCCUGAAGUGCAAGACCAGGUUGCGUUACCUGUGCAUGUUUUAUUUGGAUAUAAGCUAUCGUAUUUAAUUGCUCGUGACAAAGAAUGCGCCAAAGUUAUUUUUGAGCAUAACGGUUUAGCUCGAAGUAGCAGAAAGGUUACGGUAUUACCUUUGAACGAUGCUGUUGUAGGCCGUGUUGUUUCUGAUGCUGAUGUCCAACAUUGCCGUAGGUUGGUUGAUGUUGACCCUAAUGACUCUAGUGCGGUAUCUUGUUACACUGAUGUUUUAGAAUUCGAUCCUAAAUUUUCGAAAUUAGCAAAGUACCUUGCUGGUAAUUCGUUAAUUUGCAAUUCAAGUCAAAUUGCUCGUAAGAUAGCUUACCAGAAGGACAGGUCACGUGCUUAUCCAACGGCUACUUUACAAGGGGACAAGUUUGAUGUUGGAGGCUCGAUGUCUGGUGGGUCUAACAAGGGCAUGCAUAUGGUUUUGUUGGUUGCUAGUCGAUUACGCAAUGCACAGCUGGAGCUAACAGCUUUGAGCACCGAGUACAACGAAUUAGAAUCACAAUUGCAAUCUGCUCGUAAGGUCGUUAGUGCCUACGACGAGUUGACUAAGGAGUUACAGAUUUGCGAGAGUAACCUUCUCAGCAUAGAGCAGCGUUUCAAUAGUUUUGGGGCCACUGCUGCUAUGCGCAAGAUUGACGACCUCAAGGCAUCUAUCGCAGAGCGACGUGCUCAGAUAUUGGAUAUCCAGCAGCAGCGUGCUGAUUUGGGUGCUAAGAUUGCCCAGGUGGAAUCUGACCUGGUCGAAUGGGAGCGCGACCGUGGCAAGAAGGAGACAGAGGCUAAGCACCGCUUGAAACAGCUUAAACUAGAUAUUAAGCGUGAUUCUGGUGAAUUGGAUCGUAUGAAUCAGGCGAUGUCAACAAUUCAGCUGGAGCAGGACAACUUGCAACGCCGUGUGGCUAAUGCCAAGGACGAGCUUGUGUCCAAGGAGGCCACUACAAAAAAUUUGUUAUCCAAGCUAGAUAACCUUAAAGAAAGGAUUUCAGCACGUAAAAACGAUUUAACUCAUAGUGAUGCACGAUUAACUGAGUUAACACGUCAAUUAUGUGUUUCUCAGGACGAAUUAGGACGUAUGCAGCAUGAGUUGGAGUCUGCAGGGCAAAGCAAAAGUCAAAUGAACCUACGUCUCAAGAAGUUGGAGUACACUUUACUAGAGGUGACUAAAGAAUAUGAGGAAGCUAGGGUUGUGUCUGACCGUCUUCUUCGUGAUAAUCCUUGGAUUACAGCCGAGGAGCCAAAUUUUAAUCGCAAGGGCUCAACCUUUGAUUUUAGCAGCGUUAAAUUGGAUACCGUAACAAAACGGUUGUCUGAAUUGCAACAGUUGCGUCAAGACUUGUCCCGUAGGGUAAACCGUAAGGCACAGCAGUUGUAUGAGAAGAUGGAAUUUGAGUAUAAUGACCUCGUAGCAAAGACUAAGAAGGUUGAAGCUGACCGCGAUAAGAUCCACAGUGUAAUUGCUGACUUGGAUGUUAAGAAGCAUGAGAAUAUCAAUGUUAUUUUCCGUACGGUUAACCGUUUUUUCUCUGACAUAUUCCACGUUCUUCUGUCAAAUGCUGAGGCAAAGUUGGUACCUGUGAAUGGUGACAUUACUAACGGGAUUGAGAUGAAGAUAGGUUUCAACGGUGCUUGGAAGAAUUCACUGUCUGAGCUUUCUGGUGGCCAACGAUCACUACUUGCUUUGGCACUCAUUCUUGCGAUGCUCAAGGUACGUCCCGCUCCCAUUUACAUUCUUGAUGAGGUUGACGCCGCUCUUGAUCUUAGCCACACGCAAAACAUUGGUAAAAUGAUAAAGACACAGUUUCCCAAUUCUCAGUUUCUUAUUGUUAGUUUGAAGGAGGGUAUGUUUUCUAAUGCUAACGUCCUGUUUAAAACUCGUUUCGUUGAUGGUUACUCUACGAUUAUGCGUCAUGCUUUGUCUGACAAGCAGGGCAAUAAGAAGCAGAAGGAGGGUAAUGCUCUAUAGAUUGGUGUUCAACUGUGGUACAAGCUACUGAAAAUAGACGCUAGAUA